GAUCCCAUUUCCUGCAGGCAGGGCUGUUCUAUGCAUAAAAAUCCAGGAGCCUGGGAACACCACACAAAAUCUGAGUGAGACAGCCUGUCUGUCUCUCCACACCAGCACCAGCCACCAUUGAAGCAUGAGUUCCCAGCAGCAGAAGCAGCCCUGUAUCCCACCCCCUCAGCUUCAGCAGCAGCAGGUGAAACAGCCUUGCCAGCCUCCACCCCAGGAGCCCUGCCACCCCAAGAUCCCUGAGCCCUGCCACCCCAAGGUGCCUGAGCCCUGCCACCCCAAGGUGCCAGAACCCUGCCCCACAAAGGUCACUCCAGCACCGGCCCAGCAGAAGACCAAGCAGAAGUAACGUGGUCCACAGCCCAGCCCUGGAAGAGCCACACACCAGAUGCUGAGCCCCUAUCCUGCUUUGCUUAUGAGUCCCAUCUCCCUGUUGACCUUGAACUUAGCAUGUUGUCACCCCAAAACAAGUGCUGUGAAGCUUUCCUUCACAUACACUCUGAGCUUCUGAAUUAAACUGAAGGUCUUAGCACCGGUCCCAGUUUUCAGCUGCUCAGAAUUGAUCUGAAGAGGGACUUGAGGUAGAAACAAGUGAUUCAGCUCCAUUAAGCUCUCUCGUAUUAAAUGCACUUUCAGUUCUA
Nycticebus coucang (slow loris) is the source of this 638-nucleotide messenger RNA. RefSeq names its product cornifin. The record is from RefSeq and is a predicted model, not a curated record. Bases 125 to 346 code for a protein of 73 amino acids. The transcript has 2 exons. NCBI's taxonomy places the organism in Eukaryota, Metazoa, Chordata, Mammalia, Primates, Lorisidae.